UUUUCGUCACGACAUAAACAAAAAUGGUGGCCAUCGAAAACAAACUGCUGCUCUUAUGCAGCGCAAUCUUAUUUGUGUCUGUCGCUUCAGCGUCCUCUUUGUUAGAACACAUUCUAACUGAUGUUGAUCCCUGUGAAAAUGUCUGUCAAAAGACCUAUCCAUCUCAUACAUACGAAAAGAGCACCUCCGCAGGCUGCUGUUUGAGAGGCUGUCGUUUAUACUCCAUCAUCGAACUUGUGGGAGAGGAGGAUGGCGUGAAUGGUACCGUCAAGGCUUGUCAUGAAAAUUGCAAAGAUGCUUAUCAAAGUGAAGAGGAGGGAUCCAUGGCCUGUUCUCUAGGGUGUGACAGUCAAGUCCCUGUAGCAGACAAAUGGGGGCAGAUGCCGUCCAUGGAGGGUGGCGACCCAGACCAGAGUAUCGCGGGCAUGAUGUACCCACUGAUGUACAUGCACAACGUGUACAGCAACAUGGUGGACAAAGUGACGCAGCACAUGUCCGUGUCCUGGUCCUUCUUCAUGCAGGACGGCACCGGCCGCCUGGUGGUCAUCAAGUCGCACCCGCAGGUCGUAGAUCUGGACGUGCAAGAUUUUGACGACUACUCCACCUUCAAGGGCACCAGCAGCGGCGUUGAGACAAACAUCGAGGCCUCGGACAACACCGCCACAGAGAUGCUCCGGCACUCACAGAUGAAGUCUGUGCGCAGUUUUGGAGAUGAAAUGAAUGCUGCGAGGGCGUACCCGUGGUCGAGUACCGAAGACAGCAACAACAGUGAUUGGCUGUCCUGUAUCGCCCGCAAGACGGGAAUCCCACGACUCCUUCUGUGCAUCAUCAUUCUCCUCAGUGCCAUCGCCAUGAUCUGGCUGUGUAUGUCCGCAGCGGUCACAGCCCCAGAGCAGAGGUUCCCGCAGAAACUAAGCAUCAACGGGGACUUGGAAUACUUACGACAUCUUCGAGAGAAGAAAGGCAUCAGGGGAGUUCAUCCUCAGGAUUUUGUUGAAGCGAGACCUUUGCCUGUGAAAAUACGCAUUGAGCAGGUGUAACUGUAUAACAAAGUGUGUAUUCCUGGGGUGAAAAUUGUAAUUUCGGGUUCAUUUUUUCAUCCGAUUGGUUUCUUUAGAUAUUUUUUUAUGCGCAGAUUCUCUGUAGAUGAGUUAUGCACUUAAUCAAGUUGAAUAUUGUCAUUUGCAUUCACUUUUUUCAUCACUGGGCAGGAAAAAAUUUUGCUUUUGUUUUUAAUCUCAAAUGUUCUUGUUUGACUGGGUUUGAUGUUCCACUGGGUUUUGUAAUGAGAAGCUUUGAACUAUGUCGGGGAAGUCAAUGAUCCUCCCGUUACGUACAUCAGGAAAAACUGGUGUCAUUUUUAUUGUCUCCUGUGUUCUAUUUCACAUCUCAUGUACUCAAUCAUUACAUUGACUGAUGUGUAUAAAUGUAGAUUUUGCUCUACUACCUUCUCUAUCUUGUCUGUCUCUCCAGCCCUCUUCUCUUUCCUGUUGUCUUUUUCUGGUAAGAUCCUUCGAGUGAAUUGUGUCAUUUGAAGAUCUUGUGGUGUCUUUUUGAGAUUUUCCUUCACAAUAUUGCUUUUUGAUUCAUGUUUUUUGUUAGCAUGCACGUGUGGUUGGUGGAAACAUUAUGAUAUAAAAAUAGAAUUCAGUUUCAUGAAUGUCUGUUAAACAGUUGUCAGGAGUAGCUGCAGACAACUCAACAGCCAAAGAAUGGGUGACUUUACAUCUGCAAUUUUAACCCAAAAAAUGGAAAAGCUGGCAAAAUCAUUAAUUGACAACGUCUUUGAAAUUCAGUCUGUCUGCAACGUCUUUGAAAUUCAGUCUGUCUGCAAUGUUUUAUUUUUUUAAUAUAUAGUAAGCUUUAGUCGUAUGUAUAGUGCAGUCCAAGUGAAUAUUUUGCUUGAGAAGUCAUAAAGAUUAAGUGGGCAAAUGCUAUGUAUUUGGUAUAUUUAAUUGAAUUGCUAUUGUCUUUGUUCCUUCUCUGGGUGUCUUAGACGUUUUCUGUCUUUUUGUCAUUACAUGGGUCUUUGCUUUACUUUUCCGAUCCAGCGGCCAUUUGGGUUCUAGCCCUUUGGUCUGUCGAUAUGGCAAAGAAUUGACAGGUUUUAAUCAGCUGUAAUUACAUGGGUCUUUGAAAUGAUUGGUUUUGGACCUGAAGAAAUGGAAUAUGUUUUAUUUUAUUUUUUCGGACAUUGUACUAUUCUAUGACUAUGAAGGGUGUCUCUGAAAGUGCGAAAGGUAUGAAGACUGAUCGGAACAGUCGAAGUACUUGUUGUAGCAGAGUGUGGUGCCUCUAUCUUGUGUGGCCAUUUUGACAAAGAUUUACUUUUACUCUAUUUAUAUUUGCUGUUGUGAAAAAGAUUUCAUUUUUGAUAUUGGCUAGGAGUUCCAAGUUCUGUCAAUAAGAUAAUAUGUUUAAAAAAAUUAUUUUGUCAAAGUUUGUAUAUGGCUUGCUGUUUCUUUUCACUGGGGAUUAAGAUCUGCAUCAAAAAGUAUAAAGUUAAGCUUUAAUGUUCCUGGGUUCAUGUGGUGCUACUUUGUUUGGGAAAAACAUUUCCUCUGUCUUUGUGGGCUAAUAUAAACUCUUUGCAGUUGGGCAGAUUCUAAGGAAAGGUGAACUUUGACCUUUUACCCGACUUUUUUGUCUUUGGUUAAAUGAAUUUUUUCGUGUCGGCGAUAUCCUAAUGCUUUCACAUGCUUAAGAUGAUCUCUUGCCCAGAUCUCUAAAAUCUCGUGUCUCUUAAUGAAAUAUCCAAAACCACCGUUAAAGCUGUCAGUCCGACAUCAAAGAAUAAAUUCCAGUAAUUAAUUAUGAUGUGAGGCGAGUGGUGACUACGGUAACCAAACAUCUCCCAUGUUGGAAGACAGCAUUAAUUUUCAAUUAAUUGUUUUUUCUCUUUUAGUUUUCUACGUAGGCUAUAUGAUAGCAUCAAUAAGCGAAUGGUGUCUUCUCUUUUAGUUUUCUAUGUAGGCUAUAUGAUAGCAUCAAUUAUUGAAUGGUGUCUUUUCUUUCAGUUUUCUACGUAGGCUAUAUGAUAGCAUCAAUUAUCGAAUGGUGUCUUCUCUUUUCGUUUUCUACGUAGGCUAUAUGAUAGCAUCAAUUAUCGAAUGGUGUCUUCUCUUUUCGUUUUCUACGUAGGCUAUAUGAUAGCAUCAAAAUCGAAUGGUUUCUUCUCUUUUAGUUUUCUCCGUGGGCUAUCGUGGUAGAUUAUCACAAUGUCUGUAGUUCUGUGUACGGUGCUUUGAGAGACCGUUUCCACCAAUAACUGGGCUGUGAUGUAGAAGUUGGUGUACUUUCUGUGUUGUAUAGAAUGAGGGGUUUCAUUUGUUGAUUCUUUAUUCACACAAGCUGGUGAGAAUAAAGGUGUGGUUUACA
Molecule: messenger RNA, 3378 nt
Organism: Aplysia californica (California sea hare)
Lineage: Eukaryota; Metazoa; Mollusca; Gastropoda; Aplysiida; Aplysiidae
Product: transmembrane protein 59
Exons: 7
Coding region: 24-1040 (338 amino acids)
Source: RefSeq, a predicted model, not a curated record